Molecule: messenger RNA, 930 nt
Organism: Cyclocybe aegerita
Lineage: Eukaryota; Fungi; Basidiomycota; Agaricomycetes; Agaricales; Hemipholiotaceae
Source: the annotation of a GenBank genome assembly
AUGAACCAGUUAAAACGGAUGCAGCAAAAAGCUGCUCUGUGGAUUACGGGUGCUUUCUGCACCUCCCCCACCGGCGGUCUUGAGGCUCUAGCGGGUCUCAUCCCUGUCCACCUUAUGCUGAAGAAGCUGGCAACGCGUGCAGUGUAUCGCAUCGCCACCCUCUCGGACACCCACCCUCUUUGCUCCAUGAUGGGUGAGGGGCUUCUCAAACAGGCUGCACCACAUGCUCGCUCAGCCGCCUUGAUGACCCCAGCCAUGCGAGGGAAAGUCAAGAGCACUGUCAUGGAGGUGGACGAGCGCGUCCACACCUUAACUGAGAGCUUUGAGCCCUUUGCGCCCAAAGCUCGCCCAGGCGAUCAGUUACUGGACCGCUAUGCAGACCGUCUCCACUUUGACGAGCGCGAUCCUACUCAGGAUAGGCGCCCUUAUCUCGACCAGCUCAUCGCGAAAGCGAGGGCCAACCCACUAACAGUACUGGCUGCAACUGAUGGCUCUGUCCCUCAGUCCAACCAGUAUCAGGCGACUUCGGCUGCCAUCCUCUACAAGGGACAUGGUGAGCUUGAAAGGACUUGUUAUGUCUCUGGCAGGGUUACUGCCCCAGAUGCGGAACUCAAUGCCAUCUUGUGCGCAGUGCGCCUGGCUGUUAAGCAGGCAAACUGCCAACAUAUUAUGGUCUUUACUGACUCCAUGGGCUCGGCCCAUAGAGCGAUCGACCCUGGCGUGCACUCUGGUCAGGCUUUUAGCUUGUCAGUUUGUCGCGCUCUCCAAGAGUGGUUUGAGGCGGAUGAUCUCCGCCGCGUUACCUUCGUCUACGUCCCAUCCGCUUUGUGGUGGGACAUCCAUGGUGAGGCACACAAGUACGUCACCGAACUUAAAGUCAGGGUUGGACGUCGCAAGACGGACAACUCUAUAGGCGCGCUACGCUCCUGA